Molecule: messenger RNA, 609 nt
Organism: Gryllus bimaculatus (two-spotted cricket)
Lineage: Eukaryota; Metazoa; Arthropoda; Insecta; Orthoptera; Gryllidae
Source: the annotation of a GenBank genome assembly
AGCAACGAUGUUACUCGUGUUAUAAUGUUACGCACUGUUUCAUUUCUAGAACUCAACAUUACAGUUCUUCAAACUAUAAUUCUACCAUGUGAUGAGCAAGAGGGCCAUCCUACCCCAAUCAUCACAUUGAACCGAACAGAUGGAAAACCAAUGUCAGAUAGAUUUAAUUUUAAUGGAUCUUGUGUAAUACAACUUAAAGGGGCUCGUGCUGAAGAUCAGGGCACAUAUGUCAUCAUGGCAAAAAACAAGUACGGAUCUAGCAGUAAGGAAUUAAAAAUACAUAUAACAGGCUUAGAGAAACCCAUUUUGGACCCUGAUAGUGAUGAAAUAUCUACUGAAAGAAAACGUAAAGAACUAACUUGUCCCCUGCAGAAGGGGUACCCUCCUCCGAUAGUCAAAUGGUACAAAGAUGGAAUAUAUUUGGAUCAUAAAAAUCUUUCGAAACUGCAUGCAAAACAGUACCCAAAUAGAUCACUCAUUAUUUCUUAUAUUCAACCUGUACACAAAGGCUUGUAUGAAUGCAGAGUGUCUAAUCUUGGAGGAGAAAACAAGAGGAAAGUAAACUUAACGGUGCUCAGUACGUAUACGUAAUAAUGAAAAUUCUACACA